AUGUGCGGGCCAGCUCCCCCGCGGUGGCCGGACCGGCUGCCCUGUGCCGCGGGGGCUGCGGGGGGAGCGGGGCCCGGCCCGACCCCUCCGCCCCCCGGCGGCGAUGCCCGCCCGGGCCGGGGGCCGGGCGGCGGGCCACUGCCGCGCCCCGACGGCCCCGGCAUGGACGCGCCCGGCCAGCGCCCCGCCAGCCCCCGAGCCGGCCCGGAGGGCGCGGCGGCCGAGCGGGACCCCGGCACAAACCCGAGCCCCAACCCCGGCCCGGAGGCGCCCAUCCAGGAGGAGAGGGAGGCGGCGUACGUGGAGAUCCGCGGCUCGCCGCAGGAGAGCCGCCAGAAGCCCGAACUGGCCCCGGCCGGCGGCGCGGAGGGAGCGCCCGGUCCCGCACCGGACAGCGGAGCCGGUGGGACCGGGGAUGGCGACUCGGCGAGCGGCGGACCCCCGGGGGAAAAAGCGGAGCCAGCAUCCUUGGAGCACGGGCGGGAUCGCCCUCCUUCCCCGGCGGCGGCGGAAUGCGGCGCUGACAGCGGCCCCGGCUCCGUGGAAGCGGCGCGGAGCGGCGGGACGCCGGAGGCGGGGGGCUGCCCGGAGUCCUCCUCCUCCUCCUGCCCUUCGCCCGCGACCAAGGCGGACGGCUUUCCCGCGAUGGGCGACCCGGUGUCGACGGAGGGCAAAACCUCCUCGUCGUCCUUCGGCUACGAGAGCGAAGUGGAGGAUGAGGUCGCGGGGCGCAAGGCGACUCCCCCCGGCGCCCCCCCGGGCACCCCUCCCGGCGGCGGCCGCGACGAGGCGCACUAUAUCAGCACGCAGGAGAUCCAGCUCAGCGAGGUGGACCACGACAUGGACUUCGACGCGGGGCUGGCCGCCCGCUGGGACUUCGAGGAUAACAACGUGAUCUACUCCUUCGUUGACUACGCCUCCUUCGGGAGCGACGAGACCCCGGGAGACACGCUGACGGAGGAGGAGGAGAAUAGCUGCUACCUUAGCACGACCACCAGCGACCCCAACAACCAGACGGACAGCAUCGACAACACCAGCAGCACCGAGAUCGUCAGCCUUACCUCCGAACACGACACCCCCGGCGGGGACAAGCGCGCCAGCUCGGGGGAAAGCCGGUCCAAGCAGCCCGGCCGCCCCGGCGGGAGCCCGGGCGCCCAGCUUCUCCUAUCAAUCAAAGCCGCUUCCCGGGCUAUAAAUGAGUCUAGCAACGUGCACGGAAAGCAAAACACUGUUUACGCUGCCAAGCAUGAAGGCGACAUGAGUCUCCGUGUCGCCGCGGCUCCCGACCGCAGUGCGAGUUUAAAACAGGAUGCGGUCCGCGACCACGCGAAAAAGUUCAUCGCGGUGCCGGCGCGGCUGCAGACGCGCUGCGGGGCCGCCAGGGCAGGGGAGCACUCGAGCGGCGCCUCCAGCGCCGUCAGCGAGCUGGACGAUGCCGACAAAGAGGUGCGAAACCUUACGGCCAGGGCUUUCCGCAGCCUGGCGUACCCCUAUUUCGACACCCUGCGCCCCGGCUCCCGUGCCUCCUCCGCCUCCCUGUCCGACAAUGCCCUGGGCAUCAACCGCUGGUCCACCUACCUGGACCUCAAGUGCGGCAGCCUGGGGCCGAGAGCCGAGCCCAGCCUGCUGCGCUCCGGCCGCUCGCAGACCAAAGCCCUCGAGUUCGUGGUCAGCAAGCUGGACGGGGAGAUCGCCCACGUGGAAUCGCCGCGGCGGCUGCGGGCGGGCUCCCGGGUGGUGACCCUGCUGGACCUCGGCGAUGCCGCCGAGGCCGGGGAGCCGCCGGCGGCGGAGGGCGGCGGGAAGGGGUCCAGCAAGAAGUCCAGGUUCGCCUCCAGCCUCCUCAAAAACGUCAUCUCCAAGAAAAUGCAGCUGGAGCACGAGUUCAAGAUGGAGCGGGGCGAGAUCACCGACACCUCCUACACCGGGCCGGGCGCGGGCCGGGAGCCCGAACCCAGCGGCGGCAGCGGCGGCCGGGAGCGGCUUCGGGAGGGUGGCGUGCAGCGGCAGAACUCCCGGCACUCGGAGGGCGGCUCGGACUGCGCCGCGGCGGCGGCCGAGGAUGCGGGCGAGGGCGGCGGGGGCCGCUCCCCGGCCUCCAAGGCGUCGACGCCCCGCGAGGGGAACCGCAGCCUGGACCGGGCGCUCUCGGAGGAGCUGUGCGAGGUGAAGCGCAGCGCCUCGGAGGCCAUCAAGGCCACCUUCCUCCGCAGCCAGAACAGCGCCUUCAGGUCCUGGAAGGAGAGGGAGGCGGAAAGGAAGGAGGAGAGGGCGCCCGUCGGUAAGCUGAAACUUUCUCCCAAGAACGACUGGCGAGCCGACCUGGGCGAGAUCUCUGCCGGCAAGUCCACCAAGAUGUCCCGCCUGUUCGUCCCCGCCAUUCAGCACACUCCUCGGGAGAAGGAUCCCGGCAAGAGGGCGACCAAGUGCUCCGCCGCGGCCGCCGCCGUGUCCUCGGCCGCCGCCGCCCCCUCGCCCCCCAAGCCCAAAGCCCCCGAGAUCAAGAUCAGCCUGGGCAGCCUGCAGCAGCCCCGGGACGCCGCUUUCAGCAUCGCCCAGCUGCUGACGCCGCAGAUCGCGGGCCGACCGCCGGAGGAGGGCAGGGGGCAGCCGCUCAAGCCUCUCAAGGCCGGCGACGGCCCCGACAAAGUGCCGCAGUUCCUGGUGCGCGACGUGAGGGACAGCAAGUACAGAGCCCAGGGCAUCCUCCACCAGGUGCGGGACGUGCGGAAGCUCAUCAAAAGCUCCUACAGCGCUGACUCGGGAGAUAACAGCAGCGACAAGGGCAGCGGCGCCUCCGAGCAAGGCGGCCCGGAGCAGAAGCCCCGGCAGCAGCUGGUCAUCGCCGGUGUCCCCCGCUCGCUCUCCCCCGUGGUCAUCACCUGCCAGGCGGUCGGCCACACCGGCACCAAGCCCACCGAGGCGGGGGCCAAGGCGGCGGGCAGGGCGCCCGCCUGCCCCCCGGAGGGCACCGUGCUGGUGCACCGCACCUCGGGCAGGCUGCCAGUGGCCACCAUCGCCCCCAACAAGAGCGAUGCUCGCCAGCCGGCUGUACUCAAGAUCGUUUCCAAAUCCUCCGCGCCCUGGCGACACCAGCCGCCGCCGCCGCCGCCCCCCGAGAGGGGCUGGGGACCGGAGGAGGAGGCGAGGGAGGAGAGCAAGGCAGCGCCGGUGCAGAACGCGCUGGAGAAGCUGACGGCGGCGGUGCGGAGCAUGGAGGAGCUCUACAGCUUCAACAAGCGCGAGUGGAAGCGCAAGAGCGACCCUCUGCCCAUCACCGACAGCCACGUCCUGUCCCUCAUCGCCAGCCAGGAGCGGGGCGCCGGCUCCCGACCCGCCGCCGCUGCCGCUCCGCCCCCGCCGCCGCCGCCGGACAAGGCGGAGGAGCCGUCGGGCAAGGGCCCGGGCGGAGAGCGGCUGCCCCGCCGCCCCUCCAACAGCGCCGCCGACAAGGUCUCGGCCAAGGCGGCCGCCUUCGAGAGCCUGGCCCGGCAGCGGCAGCGCGGCCCGCCGCCCCUGUACCGCCCGCCGCUGCCCUUCGCCGCCCUGCCCGGCGCCGCGCCGCCGCCGCUGCUCUGCUUCUCGCCCUCCGUGCCCGCCUCGGCCACUGCGGCCGAGCCCUUCCCGCAGACGCAGCGCAAGGUGCUGCUGGACGUGAGCACCGGGCAGUACUACCUGGUGGACACGCCUGUGCAGCAGCCCCUCAAGCGGCGCCUCUUCGACCCCGAGACCGGGCAGUACGUGGAGGUGCCGGUGCCCCAGCAGCCCGCCGUGGCUCCCGUCCCGCUGCCCCUGUCGCCCCUUGCCCUCAAUGCCGGCGCCUAUGGCGCCACGUACAUGCUGUACCCCGGGCUCCUGCCCGCCGCCGCCGUGCUGCCCGCCGGCGCCCUGCAGCGCCCGCUGUCCCACUCGGGCAGCGACGGCAGCGCCCCGGCAGAGCCCGGCAGCCCCGCCGCGCCAGAGGCGGCUUUUGCCGAGAGCCCCUACUACGUGGCUACCAGCAAGGGCCCGCCGCCGCCGCGGCACGGCGCAGCCGAGGCCAAGCCGGUCAUCAGCAUCACAGCGCCGGCCAGCGGGCCGCGGAUCGUCGCGCCGCCCUCCUUCGACGGCACCACCAUGCGCUUCGUGGUGGAGCACCGGUGAAGAGCGCGGGGAUAAGGAAGAAGAAUUGUGCUUCUUUAAUUUGAAAUACACUUGGUAACUCUUCAACAUUAAUCCUAAAAACUGCUUCUACAGUUUUCUCAAUUUUUUUGCUUCAUCAUACAAAACAAGCAUGUAAGUUUCUUGUUUUCUCCUAAUGCCCCCCUGUUUUGGAGUAUGCCUACAUUUAAUUAUGUGAGCAGCACUAAAUUACUGCAUUAUUUUGUGCAAAGUUCUUUUUGUACUGAAGCCGAUCUGCAGGCUUUAGCAUUGCCUCUGUGCUGGUAGCUAAUGGUAGUGAUGCCACUACAGCUGUUUGUAAAAUGCAGGGUGUGAAUGCAGCAGUGUUUCAGUGUGGAUCACCACACAGCUUCAUUCAGGUCCCUGGAAUGUGUUGUGAUGAUCCAGUGCAGCCCUGCAGCUCUCCAAAAACUAAAUAAAGCCCUCAGCUCUCUCCUCUUGCAGUAAAUGAGGGUCUUCCAUACAGGCUUUAGUCACAAUUUGCAAUCAGAUGGUUUUUUUGUACUCUCUACUUCUCACUUGGGAUUGCAAAGGAAGAGAGCUGUAGUGUUAAAUUUAUCCUUAGUGUUUAUUUUUUGCCAUGGUUCAAAACAGACUGUGUAAAUGUCAGAAAACACAUUUGAGUGCUUUUAUUUUUUGUUUGCUCCUCUGUACUGUGUUGAGUAUCACAAGUUGCCUUAAUUAGGACAGCGUUUAAAUACUGGGAAACCAGAAAUUGAAUGUAAUAUUUUAAAAUCCUGCUUCUAAAGGAGAGAAAGGCAUUUAUUUUCCUUUAAGACUGCAGUCUGUUCUUCCUUAAAUUGCAACAUUGUUGAAAACAUAAUCCUAGUCACUGCCCUUUAAAUGUUACAGCCUCAGUACUACGCAGUUUUUUCUUUAGCUGUUUGACAGGUUUAUCUGAGGGCUAAAAUUACAAUUUGCUAAGAAAAUACAUACCUUUUGAACAAAAAAAUGGACAAUAAGAUUACUGACAGUGCAGUGAUUUAUAUAUCGAACUCUGCUCAAACUGAUUCUUUUGUUACCAGCAACUAGUUUGUCUCAACAAAAGAGAAUUGUUACUAUGACAGUAAAACUAAAAGUCAAUAAUCUGUUCCCUGCCCAAAAUUUUGGUUUUGGGAAGCAAAUAAAUGUGAGACCAAACCUAAAUUAUAUAACAUAAAGCUUUCUUGAGGUAACAGAUUAGAAUUUUGAAGUCUAAAUACAAACCCCAAAAGUCUUUAUUUAAGCAUUUGCCCACAGGCAGGAUUUUUCUCCACCUGUUCUCAAGGCUUCCUACAGCUAGGAAAGUUUCCCAUUUUUAAAAUAAGCCCUGGGUUUUCAUUUUCCUGAGUAACUCACGAGGUAGUAACUCACAGAAAACUCAGGUAGAACUGUCUUUAACCACGUGUGUGAGAUUGUAUUUCAACGCAAUUUAUUUGUUUACAGGCACAAAUUGUAAUUGCCCUCAGGAUGAAAUGCACUACAAGUGUGCAGCUAGCAAGUGAUUUCUCAUGUACCUUCUCACUCAUUUUCAUCCUUGUGGAAACCCAGUGACUAUUCCAGCCCUUUCUGAAGAGCUUGGUGUGCCCAGCUAGAGCACAGAUGGUGUAAGGCUCGUCCCUGUGCUCUCCAGCUGCAUUAGAGCUUUACCUGCCCUCUGGGACGGGGCUGACUGCCUCUUAAAGGAGAUGAAUGCUUCUCCACCUUUCUCCUGACUGAUAGGUGUUGUGAUUAGAGUAUCAGCUCUAGACAGAACAGUACUUGGGACUGCAGGACAGUGCAGGUACCAGAGUGGAUGGCUCCCUGUGACAUACACGUUCAGUAUAAUACUAGCAUCCCUGUUCCACAGUGUUCCUGUCCUACCUUUUCCUAUACCGGUGCUCGGAGCGGAGUUUCCCGUUGCAGUUUACAAGAUAUAGGUUUGCACACACAGCCUCAGGUUUACAGUUUCACCCGGUGUACUUGAAAGGAAAACAAAAAAAAGCAUAAAAAACAACUGCCCAGGAUUUGAACAUGUAUUUGUUGGAGGUAAAUUUUGCAGGGUUUUUUUUCACUGCCUGUGGAGAUGAAAGCAAUGAAAUGAGGGAAUACCAACAGGUAUUUACUUUCUCAGGGGAGUUUACUUCAGUGGAAUGUGUCAAUCCUAAUGUCAAACAGUGUUUACUUGAUUUUGUCUAUUACUAAAAGGACUUCUUGUUUGCAUCAAGGGGUCAGUUUUGCAAGGUGCUUUGCUUCGCUAACCCAGCAAAGCCUUCACAUGCAUCUCCAACUUCAGACACUUAAGCAGAUUCCUGGGGACUUCAGUGGAAGGAUUUUUUUCCUUCACCCAUCUAUGCAAAGCUUUGCUGAACUCAUCCCAGAGUGCUGAAUGCCUUGCAGACCUGAGCACCAGGUUCUUCACUUUGCAGAACCCGAUCUCUGGGCUUGAGUCAAGCCGGACCCAGCAGAAAAUGCCACAAAAGGUCACCAGAAAAAAGCUCUGGUAAUAUGGUGCUCCUCCAUGUAUGCCCAGUGGUGAAUUUCUCCAGUGCAUGGGGUGAUGUGUAACCACAUAUCUUGGAUUAGAGUCAAGCCCUCCAUGUCAGGGCUCACAAGCUGCUAGUAUUAUAUGUUUCACAGUGCAGUCAUAGUAUGUUACAGCUGAAAUUCACCCCAUGUGCAAAGCAGGGCAAAUCCUGUGCAUCACUCAAGUUCCCUCCCACUCCUUUUGAGGGCUGCACCAGCCUACUGUCCAUGCAUUUUAGGUCAGGAUCCAAUUAAAAGUUUGAGGGGGACUGGAGUGAUGCACCAGAAUGUUGUUCUGGUCUUUUGCAACAGGGUUGGUUUCACUCAGUAUCAAAUUUAGCCCUUGGUGAAUCAACUGGUGAAUGAUUUGAAAUGUAUUUAUGGGUUGUGUGGGGUGUAUUUCCCCCUUGUCUGUAUUCAAUGCUACCUUUAUUCUUUAGUGUUGAUGGCCAAAGUGUCAUUCCUUAUGCUUAUAUAUUGCCAUUAACUUGUGGCUACCUGAGAACACAUACUUCAAAAAUGCUUGUGCUUUUUUUCACCUAUUUCUUUUUUUUUUUUUUUUUUUUUUUUUUUUUUUUUUCC
Molecule: messenger RNA, 7227 nt
Organism: Passer montanus (Eurasian tree sparrow)
Lineage: Eukaryota; Metazoa; Chordata; Aves; Passeriformes; Passeridae
Gene: CUNH4orf54
Product: chromosome unknown C4orf54 homolog
Source: RefSeq, a predicted model, not a curated record